This is a messenger RNA of Xiphias gladius (swordfish), 5881 nucleotides long. RefSeq names its product ArfGAP with SH3 domain, ankyrin repeat and PH domain 3 (gene asap3). Gene Ontology annotation, cellular component: cytoplasm. Lineage: Eukaryota; Metazoa; Chordata; Actinopteri; Istiophoriformes; Xiphiidae. Gene Ontology annotation, molecular function: GTPase activator activity; protein binding. Gene Ontology annotation, biological process: positive regulation of GTPase activity. The transcript has 26 exons. The record is from RefSeq and is a predicted model, not a curated record. Bases 442 to 3411 code for a protein of 989 amino acids.
GCUUCACACCCAGCUGUGGACUAGCUAGCUCACUUUUCAUAAGUUGAUAGUGAAGAUGAACUCCCAUGCGUUGUUAAGCUGCUUCGUUGACAUUGUGCCGACACUGUUUUCCAGGUGUUUUCCAUUUUUUUUUGUGCAGAAAUGCGUGUCUGUGGUGUGCUGAUUUCGGGGUGACCGGGCGGCUCUCAUCACCUGUUAGAGCAUGUUGUUAAGUAUCUGGUACUGAACUGGACCAUUUCACAGUCCAUACGUAUUCUCUGGACCAUUUUAGUAAAAUCUGAGUCAUAUAAACUGGUGUAUGUCAAUGAGUGCAUGCUCAGUCUGCGGUGGAUGCUGCACUUGUACAGUUCUUCAGGAAAGGCCGGAUGCUAGCAUUCGUAGUGAUUCAACGCAGGCUGGCCUGGUUCAGCAGAAAAGUAAAGGUUACAUGAGUCGCUGGAGAUGGACCACACAACUCUGCAGAGGAUGAGGAAAAUGAUCAAAGCUAUACACACAUCUGGACUCUCCCACGUUGACAACAAGGAGCAGUAUAACGAGGUGCUGGAGAACCUGGGGAAUAGCCACCUGACCCAGGACAACAACGAGGUCUCCACAGGUUUCCUCAACCUGGCUGUGUUCACCAGGGAGGUCACAGCCCUCUUCAAAAAUCUGGUACAAAACCUCAAUAACAUCAUGGCGUUUCCUUUGGAAAAUGUACUGAAAUCAGAGCUGCGGGACAGCAGACUAGAGCUCAAGAAACAGAUGGAGAAGAGCUGGAAGGAGUACGACAUAAAAAUAGGGAAGCUAGAGAAGGAGAGGAAGGAGAAGACCAGGCAGCUGGGGCUGAUCAGGACGGAGGGAUCAGAUGGCGGGGAGGACAUGGAGAGAGAGAGGAGGUCCUUUCAGCUGCAAAUGUGUGAGUAUCUUUUGAAGAUCCAGGAGCUUAAGGUGCGUCAGGGUCCUGAUCUUCUCCAGAGCCUCAUCAAAUAUUUCCAGGCCCAGCACAGUUUCUUUCAGGAUGGGCUGAAAGCUGCAGAAAAUCUUGCUCCCUUUAUCGAGAAACUUGCUGCCUCUGUGCACACGGUGCGUCUGGACCAGGAUGAGGAAGUAAAACAACUAACUCAGCUGAGGGAUUCUCUCAGAUUACUUCUCCAAAUGGAGGGGAAAGAGGAGUACCUGAACAGGAAGAACUCUGGCAAUGGGUAUAGCAUCCACCAACCACAGGGCAACAAAAAGUAUGGGACAGAGAAAUCCGGCUUUCUGCUCAAGAAGAGUGACGGGAUCAGGAAGGUUUGGCAGAAGAGAAAGUGUGGAGUCAAAUUCGGCUGUCUGACCAUUUCCCACAGUACGAUCAAUCGACCGCCCGCCAAGUUGAACCUACUGACCUGUCAGGUGCGACCAAACCCAGAGGACAGGAAGACCUUUGACCUGGUCACUCAUAAUCGGACGUAUCAUUUCCAGGCAGAAGACGAGCAGGAAUGUAUGAUUUGGGUGUCAGUGCUGCAGAACAGUAAGGAAGAGGCCCUGAACACAGCGCUGGGAGGAGACCAGCUCAACCUCCAGGACAGUGGGCUCCAGGAACUUUCCCGAGCCAUCAUCGCUGAGCUUCGACACAUGCCUGGCAAUGAGGCCUGUGCUGACUGUGGGGCUCCAGAUCCAACAUGGCUGUCAACCAAUCUGGGCAUACUGACCUGUAUAGAGUGCUCUGGGAUCCACAGAGAGCUGGGUGUCCACUACUCCAGGAUCCAGUCUCUCACUCUGGACCUACUGAGCACCUCUGAGCUCCUGUUGGCUGUCAGUAUUGGCAACACCAGAUUCAAUGACAUCAUGGAGGCGGGCCUUCCAAAUGACUCUGUCAAACCACUUCCACAAAGUGACAUGAAUGCCAGAAAGGAGUACAUUGUGGCAAAAUACGCUGAGCGUCGGUACGUCCUACGUAGAGAAGAAGCAGAUCCCGGCAGGCUGUAUGACGCUGUGAGGAGUCGUGACCUCAUUUCUCUUCUGCAGUUCUACGCUGAGGGAUCGGACCUGGCCAAACCACUCACACUGCCUGAUGAACAGGUGAAGAUCAUUUACAGCCACAAGUGGAUUUCCACACCUGCAUUUCUUCCUGAAAUGUAUCCUGUUAGGGGGAUCAAAGAGACAGCUCUUCAUCUUGCUGUGCGUCUAGAGGAAAGAAGCUCUUUGGCGCUGGUGGAUUUCCUCUGCCAGAACAGCAACUGUCUGGAGAAAAGAACAGCGGAAGGAAACACGGCUCUACAUUACAGCGUCCUGCAUCACAAGCCUGAGUCUCUCAAGUUACUGUUAAAAGCAAAGGCAGCCCUACACACAGUGAACUCCGCAGGAGAGACAGCCCUCGACAUCGCUAGGAGGCUGCAGUACACACAAUGUGUUGACCUGUUGGAGCUGGCCCAGAGUGGGAAGUUUAAUUCUCAGAUCCAUGUGGAGUUCAUGUGGGAGACUCAGUCUCAGGAGCUCUAUGACAGUGAGGAUGACCUGGAUGAGAGGGUGAGCCCAUUACCCAAAAACCGCUCUCCAUUGCCCUCCAAUGGGGGUGGAGGAACUUCCUUUGCCCGCUGGAGUGUGGCUAACGCUAGUACAGGUAGCAGGCCUUGUCAGACUUAUGAGAAUCUAGACUUCCUGUACAGAAAUCCUCCUGCCAACAGUGCCCCCUCUGGAGUAUCAAGGCCUCCCCCACUGCCAGCUAAAUCCAUCCAAAGAGGUCGCUCAGACCCCCAGAUUUCGGUCACAACACAGGAAGGAAACCCCAUUCCAAGACGUUGCUCUAACCCAGCCUCCCACUCCUCAGGUCCCCAGACACAGGCAAGACAGAGCCCUCCUUUAAACAACACAGAGAACCAAGGCCAAGGUGGGAGAUCCCCUAGGUCUCCCCAGGGGCAUGGAGGUCUGCUAAGGGGACAGAGGCAGACCUGGGAGGGCCAACCUGGUGCUACUUCUGGAUCUCAAAGCAGUGUCACGCCAGCAUCCUCUCAGAAUCACAUAGGGCCUGUCAGUUCAGAGAAAACCACGUCGUAUCGUCGGACCAGCAGUGGAGGAGGCAACCAGGGGAAAUGUGGUGUGUUGUCUCCGAGCUGUGUGGGCAGCCAGGAGGAGCUCUACUGCAGUUUACUGGGGAAUAGUCCCAGCCUCGCCCCAGCUCCUGCUCCAUCCCCGUCACCAUCGCCUGCCAUGACCUGUGCUCCUCGACCCCGCAGGAACGCUAUGGUUUCUGGCAGCAGGCCACAUCAGAAGCGUGUCAAGGCUUUAGUGGACUGCCGGGCAGUCAGUUCCGAGCAGCUCGCCUUUUUCAAAGAUGAGAUCAUUGUGGUCACGGCCACUAAUGACCCCCACUGGUGGGUUGGUCACAUAGAGGGGGAACCAUCCAGGAGUGGGACCUUUCCUGUCAACUAUGUACAUAAACUGACAGACUGAAGGACGUGGAAAUAUGUGAAAGUAGUGUGUAAUAACAUACUAGACGAACCGAACCAGCACAGGAUGCUUACUGGAACCUUAUCAUCACACAGUGGAUUUUAGCUACGGGAGAGGACAGUGUUAUUCUCCUGGAUCCAUCUCAAACUAGAGGGUUUGAGCAAACUGAGAAAACUUUUCCACAUGAGGAUGUACUAGCCAAGGGACACCCGAGGAUAUAAAUGACACUGUUUUAGUAAUUAUACCUUUUAACAUUUACUCAUCCUCGAAACUAACAAGGAACAUAACAGCUUCACAGCUUCAUAAAGCCUUUUAUUCCAAAGACAGUAUUUUCCCCUGUUGGUAUAUCCAUGGUUUUCUAACUGCUACAUGUUUCUUCAGUUGUAUAAAGCCACAAACCACUAUUAUUAGGUACUCAUUUGUUUGUGACUGGGGAAACUGCUCUAAUGUCCAUUUAACCAUUAAUUACAUGGUAUAUUGCAAGUGUUUAAGUUGUCUAGGAUCAGUACCUAGAGGCAAAACGUACCUGCAGGGCAAAACCCUUUAAGGCACUUUAAAAUGAUUGAAAUCCCCUGAAAAGUUGGCAGAGCUGUAAGCGUGUACCCAGUCUGCUGCUGUAUACCGAUAUAGAUGCUUUUUGUUCUGACCAGAAACUGUCCAGUCUUUUAAAUCACGGUAUACUGAGAGAUUGGUUAUGAGGUUCAGACUUGCUCAGUGUCUGUUGCAGCCUGCCCUGGGACUCUAAGAGUGGCUUUGUGCCUGCCAGCCUGUCUCCAACAAAAACGGCAGGCGUCUGGGCAGCCCGAGGAGAGAUCUGAAACUUUUUGGCUAAGCCAUCUUGACUCUGUGCAUGGCUCGCUGCCUGCACGGAGAGAGGAAGAUCCAAUUUCUUCUGGCUCCAGAUAUCUGUCUCUGGAGAACCUGGGAUAACGACGGUGUGUUUAAAAAAACAAAACAAAAAAAAGACUCUUUCUCUGUUCUACCAGGAAAUGGCACUUAAAAGAGGGCUUGUUAGUGACAGCACCCCACUGCAGUAAUUUGUUCAUUGAAAACACAGUUACUUACUGUAGGCACGUGUGUAUCACACCAAAUGCACACAAGCUCCCUUGCACUUACUGUACACACAGACUAACUUCCAGGAGUUAGGAACCUUUAGGGAAGAAAGGAGAGUUGGGAGUGGGAGAGGUGCAACUGCUCCACUUUUUUAAACCAGUAACAAAUACUGAACUGUAACACAUUUCACAGUAAUUCCACAACAUUUGUUGUACAUACUUGUCUAAAAAUGUCCAAUGAUGUGUAUAGUGUGUAUCACAUUUUUUUUUUUAAUCUGUAAUGCAUUAUAAACAAUUGUAUCAUUACAGAUAGUGUUACUUCAUGUUGAUUUGGUGUCCUCUGAUUGGAUGCCAUGUGUCCUCUAUUCUGUUUCGUUAGUUGUCUAAAUGGAUGUCAGAGAGAGAAAAAGAAGGGAAUAGACGCAGUUGCAUAAUCAGUGUUCAGAAGGGAUCCUGUCCCACUAAACUGAAAACAAACACUGAUGGUGAUAAGUAGAGGCCUGCUUGCAGAAAGUGCUCACUUUAUUUUACUCGUCCCUGAGUUGAGACAAACUGGUGAGGAGUCUUUUUGCUUUACACUGUUUCCGCUGUUAUUGUCUUGUUACAGUGUCGAUGAUUAAGCAAACUAAUGACACAGGCCUGUUAUGUGUGAGACAGUGGAUGACUGCGUAAGACUACAUCUGUAAGUAGGAACUCUGUCAAAUGUAAGCAAUAGUAAAUUAGCUCGUUUUAGUGAGUAUAUUUGUAACAUGCAGAUUAAACAUGUCGGAUAAAGUCACAUACAGUCUUUUGUAGCGUAAAUGAGGGGAUAUCUUUAUGUAUCUGGCGUGAGUUGAAUGGAUUAAUGUAGUGUGGCUGGCUCAAAGCCAGAGGGCUAAUGCAGACCAGAGGUACUGAGUCCUUUAUGCGCAGUACAACCACACAUUGCUUAAAUUAUUUAGUGAGUGUUGGUACAUAGAAAAUCUACUUCCUAGCAAUGUGUUUUUAACACUUAUUGUGACAGGGGUUUAGUUCCUUGCGCACACCUAUAUAGCACAGUAUGUUGAAAAACACAAAUGGCUGAAUAUUGGGCAGUAAUCCAAUGGAUUAAAAUUUAGCUGGACUGUAUAAAAUGCAUACAAAUCCUUUUUGUGUUUAAGACGCGCAGUUCAAUAAUUCAUAUCCAUAGACUCAAACUUUAAUUACACACAAGUAGAAUGUAAGACUAGCGAAAAAAGUUCACAGAAGAUGAAUAAUUCUUCAAGUUUUGGUCAACAUUAAAAGAGACUUUCAAAGCAUCUGUAAUAGCUUUACAUAUAGUAGUUCAAUUCUAAAAAUGUGUGAGUUUGCGCAGGGAAUAUAACCUUUCUGGAAUUGAACGUAACAAGUUGAAUGUAUGUAUAUAAACAGAUAGUUGCAUUUGCACUUAGCUUUUUUUUUUU